AUGGCUUCAACUGAUAAUUUAUCAUCAAGCAGCCUAGCAACAGUUGCUUCCCAAGUGAAAUUCUCAGAGCUGUGUGGACUUCUAGAAAAAAUACAGAAAACACAAGGCAAUGACAAGAAGAGGAGAAUCCUGAAAGAUUUUUUUGACAAAUGGAGAGAAUUUCACCUUCGCCUUCAUGAAAAUGACAAAAACACAGUGGACUCAGUCUAUCCGGCCGUGAGAUUGUUGCUGCCACAUUUAGAUAAAGAAAGAGUUGCAUAUGGUAUCAAAGAGCACACAUACGCCAAGCUAUUAAUUGAGGUCCUCUGUCUUGGCAAAGACAGCCCAGACGCAAAUCUACUUUUACAUUACAAAGCUCCAAAGACAGCUCGGGCAGAAGCUGGAGAUUUUGCCAGUGUGGCUCAGCGUGUUUUGAAAAAUCGCUGCCCUGACAAAGGGUUGCUUACAAUUGAUGAGGUGAAUAGAGAUCUUGAUGCUAUAGCUAUUGCUAACACUAGCAAGGCUAAAGAUACUGUACACAAGCACAUGGUUCAUUUGUUGACAUCACUGAGUGCAACAGAACAGAAAUGGCUCAUUCGGAUGAUUAUGAAAGAACUCAAGGUAGGACUGAGCCAGUCAUCUGUUCUCAAUGUGUACCACCCUGAUGCUGAGGAGUUAUAUAAUGUGAACAACAACUUAGAAAAGGUGUGCCUAGCACUCAGGGAUCCCAAGACAAGAGCUCAUGAAGUUGGCAUUACCAUCUUCUCACCAUUUUCUCCAAUGCUAGGGGAGAGAGCUUCUCCUGAUAAAGUGGAAGAAAUUAUGGAGAAGAGCAUGUACUUCAUAGAAACUAAAUAUGACGGAGAACGAUUCCUUCUUCAUAAGAAUGAAAAUGAAUAUAAAUAUUUCUCAAGGAAUGGUAAUGAAUACACCCAUGUCUUCGGCUCAAAUAUUUUUGAUGGAACGCUUACUCCAUUUAUUGCCAACUGUUUUAAAAAAGAUGUUAAGAAAUGUAUCUUGGAUGGAGAAAUGUUGGGGUUUCACGCAGCUUCAAACACUUUCGGAACUAAAGGUGAACAGUUUGAUGUUAAAUCUCGAGAUGUUGUAGAACGGUCUGGUUAUCAACCCUGCUUACAAGUGUUUGAUAUUUUGCUGCUGAAUGACAAGGUUUUAACCAACUGCCCAUUAAAAGAACGGUUGCCUUUACUUGAGGAUGUGUUCUCACCGGUAGAAGGACGCAUUGUUAGAUCAGUCUACAAACCUGCCUAUACAAACCAGGAAUGUGCUGAUGCACUUAAUGAGGCUAUUGAUAAUAAAGAAGAAGGUAUUAUGGUCAAGCUGGCUGAUAGUGUCUACAGACCAAACACCAGAAAAGGUGGUUGGUUUAAGAUCAAACCUGAGUAUGUUGGAGGUUUAACUGAUGAACUAGACCUUCUCAUCGUUGGGGGGUACUUUGGUGUUGGUCACAGAGGAGGAAUGAUGUCGCACUUCUUGUGUGCAGUUGCGGAACCUCCUGUUGAGGGAGAGAAACCAAGUGUUUUUCAUUCUUUUUGUAAAGUGGGGUCUGGCUACAGUAAGAAACGGCUUAGAGAUUUCAACAUACAGCUUGCUCAGCAUUGGCAAGUUUAUGACAAAAAGAACCCACCAGAACACCUCAAGCUAGCUUCAGGAUUUAAGGAAAAACCUGAUGCCUGGCUGCUUCCAGAGAAGUCCUGUAUUGUACAAGUUAAAGCUGCAGAAAUUAUUGAGAGUGAUCGUUUCAAAGCUGGAUGCACUUUACGGUUUCCUAGAGUAGAAAUGAUCAGAGAGGAUAAGCAGUGGUAUGAGUGCAUGACAACGACUGACAUCGAAACCCUCAAACAGAAGUCUGGAGGCAAAUUGGCAGGCUCUAGGUUUGAGUUAGACAUGACAGAGGAACCUACAAAAAAGAAGCGAAGAACUGCACAUCAAACUGUAAAGCCAAAGUUAAUGGAACAGUUCAAAGGAAUAGACACGUCUACAGUAAUACAGGUUUCCAAACUGUUAGAAGGCAAGGAAUUCUGUAUAAUUAAUGGGCCAUUACAUUUUCCUAAACACAACUUAGAAGAAAAGGUUGUUGAAAUGGGCGGAGUUGUUGUACAAAACCCAGACACUAAAACACUCUGUGUCAUUGCUGAAGCUGAUAAACUAACAGUGAGGGUCAAGAAUUUGAUAAAGAACAACAAAUAUGACAUUGUGAAAGCAGACUGGUUGGUAAAAGUAAUUGAAUCAAACACUUGGAUUCCAUGGUCUCCUGCAGAUAUGAUAAGUGUGACUCCAGCUACACAAAAGGUGUUCCAGCAGGGGUUUGACCAGUAUGGUGACAGUUACACAGCCUUGACAACAGAGGAUGAACUCCAGAAUGUUUUCAAAAGAAUAAACAAUGUUGAACCACUGUCUGAGGAAGAAAUAGUGGAACUGGAAGAGAAAUAUUUUCCCGAUGACUCACCUUAUGGGCUGUUUAGAACAUGCAGAAUCUAUAUUGACAGUAAUUUGGUUCUGAGUUUUCCAGACACUCAUAUCAAGAACUGCCCUUUGGAUUUGCUUCAGCUAGAGCUACGAUUCUUUGGAGCCACUGUGACAGAUAAAUUGGACACAAGAGUAUCGCAUGUUAUUGUCCAUGAGAAGGACUUGAGUAGAAUUGCUCAGAUGAAGGAAAUCCGUCACUCAAGACAGAAGAAGUUCCAUAUAGUGAAAGAAGACUGGGUUAGAGCCUGUAUGGAAGAGGGAACUGUCUGCUCUGAGAGAAGCUAUGAGCUUUAA
This is a messenger RNA of Candidula unifasciata, 2760 nucleotides long. Lineage: Eukaryota; Metazoa; Mollusca; Gastropoda; Stylommatophora; Geomitridae. The record is from the annotation of a GenBank genome assembly.